AUGCUGGCUAGAAUCAGAUUUAAAUCUUUUCUGGAUCAGUGGCAAACCAGCAUCAGGGAAAAGCUCUCUGAUGAAGUUUCUUGCUUCCAACGAUCUAACGAUGGGCCAACUCAAAGCAUGGCGCACCGAUAUCCAGAUUCUCACACACUUCUUCUGGAAGCCAGGCCAGCUGUUGCAACAAACUGUAAAAGGCAUGGUGUUGUCGCUACUCCAUCAGGUCUUGACUGCUAUGCCAAGCCUUUGUCAGAAGUUGUACACAACCCAGCCUUCCACGAAGCACAAGGCAAGCCACUCAGACUGGAGUCUCCAUGA
Molecule: messenger RNA, 312 nt
Organism: Fusarium odoratissimum NRRL 54006
Lineage: Eukaryota; Fungi; Ascomycota; Sordariomycetes; Hypocreales; Nectriaceae
Exons: 1
Coding region: 1-312 (103 amino acids)
Source: RefSeq, a predicted model, not a curated record